Molecule: messenger RNA, 1136 nt
Organism: Malaya genurostris
Lineage: Eukaryota; Metazoa; Arthropoda; Insecta; Diptera; Culicidae
Product: prostaglandin reductase 1-like
Exons: 2
Coding region: 74-1072 (332 amino acids)
Biological process (GO): prostaglandin metabolic process
Cellular component (GO): cytoplasm
Molecular function (GO): 15-oxoprostaglandin 13-reductase [NAD(P)+] activity; 2-alkenal reductase [NAD(P)H] activity
Source: RefSeq, a predicted model, not a curated record
GAGACAACAACAGGUCUUGAUAAAUGAUAAUGCGAUUACAUUUUAGUCAGGCGCCAACUCGCAUCAGAACAGCAUGGUGUAUAAAGCAAAAAAAUGGAUUUAUGCCCGAGCCUUCAGUGGCGAACCUAAGCUGGAUGAUUUCCGGCUCGAGGAGGAGACUAUGCCGGAAAUAAGAGAAGGAGAGUUCCUCGCGCGAGCUGAAUAUCUAAGUGUAGAUCCGUACAUGCGUAUUUACAUUCUGGCCUACCCGGUCGGGUCGGUCAUGAUCGGUGGCCAGAUUGCGAAGGUGUUGGAAAGCAAGAAUUCCGAUUUUCCGGUCGGGGCGUACGUUUUCGGCCAGUUCGGCUGGCGGACGUAUUCUAUCUGUAAUCCGGCUGGAAUUGAAAUUAGAAAACCUUAUGUGCUGCCGGAUUUCGGUUCGUUGUCACGUUCGCUAGGCAUCGGUGUACUUGGGACUGUUGGCAAUUCUGCAUAUUUUGGAGUGCUGGAGUUGUGUCGUCCGAAGAAAGGCGAAACGAUGGUGGUCAGUGGAGCUGCCGGUGCCGUCGGAAGUAUUGCAGGGCAGAUUGGUAAAAUUAAAGGGUGCAGCAAGGUGAUUGGAUUAGCCGGCACGAAUGAAAAAUGUGCCUGGCUGAAAGAAAUUGGUUUCGAUAAUGCAAUCAACUACCGAACUGAUAAUGUAGAGCAGGAAUUGAAAUUGGCUGCUCCCGACGGUGUGGAUUGCUACUUCGACAAUGUUGGUGGACAAAUUUCGGCGACCGUUCGAAAACAGAUGAAUGUUUUUGGACGGAUUGCUGUUUGUGGAACUAUUUCCAUGUACAACAAUAAACCCGUCCUGGUUGAAGAUCCUCAGAGGGACUACGUUUGGAAACAAUUGGUACAGGAAGGAUUCAGCGUUCAUCGCUGGACCGACAGGUGGUUUGACGGUAUCGAUCAGAAUCUGAAAUGGAUCCAGCAGGGCCAACUAAAAUAUCGAGAGACCAUAACGGACGGUUUCGAGAACAUGCCAAGUGCGUUCAUUGAUAUGAUGCGUGGAGGAAAUAUUGGAAAGGCAAUUGUUAGAGUUUUAUAAUAACGUCGUUAUUCAAAUAUAUGUUUUUAUUUCUACUGUUCAUAAAAAGGAGUCAAUUAAUCAA